ACGGCUCGUCGCUACGGCGCGGUACGAUGAUGACUACAUACUUGGAGUAUUUUCUGCGAAUGUACGAAGUGAUAAUGGAUGAGAAGAGUUGGAAAUUGGCGGGUUCGAAAUGAUGGAGGGAGGCUGGGCGCUGGCGAUUCGGGAUAGCCGCCCGAAGGCGAGCGUGCGUGCACUAAUACCGAGCCCAUGCCAGUCGACGCUGCUGUCGACGCCCACGCCCACUGACAUUCCUUCACCACUGUACAGCACGCUGUAGCACAUAACCCAGCCUGGCGUCGCCGAUGAUCCGCACUGGAGGGUCGUCGCCGCGGUCGCCGGUGCCGCCGUCUGCGUUUCCGACGACGCUGCAGCCGACGGCAUCGCGAGAGAGCAGCAGCGCGGGCGGGGGGAGCGAGGGCGCGGGGGCGGGGGUUGUGCACCGGCGGGGGUCGCGGACGGAGAUGGACUUUGAGCAGGCGCUGCGCGGGGGCGGGACGGUCCUCAUCCGCGAGGGCUUGGACAUGAACGCACUCGGCCACGACCCCGCCUCGACCCCGUCGCCGCUGCACCCCGCACACUCCUCCCUCCGCUCGACCCCCGUCAUUCAGCCCUCGACGCCGACCAUCGUGCCCCCGACGCCGACCCCCACCCCAGGCGCCGGCGCGAAGAACAGGCCCUCGUCGCCGUCUGUAUCAUCAUCGUCAAACGAUCUCUUCUUCGACGCGGAGGACGCUGAGCAUCAGACCCGGCGGCGGUCCAUGUAUCGCUCGCCGGGCACGGCCAGCAGCCCCGACCUCGCUACCCUCGUCCGCAAGGCGAAGCAGCGCGGCGGCGUCCUCCAGUCCCACUUCCUCGACCGCAUCCGCCACGAACCGCCCCCGCCGCUCCCCACGAGUCCACACACUCCCCUCCAGAAGACGCCGUCGACGUCGACCAUGGCCGAGUCCAUCAACACGACCGCCGAGUGGGUCCUGACCAGCCCGAAGAGCGGUGCCGACUCUGGCACCGUCAAGGGCGCCAAGUCUUCCGUGCGCGCAAAGACCAGCGCCUUCUUGGGCAAGAUGCUCGGGCAGGGCAGUGUCAGGGAACGCUCGAAAACGGACGCCGCCUAUUCCCCGCCCGAGUUCUUCGCGACUGCCCCGCCCGUCCCCCCACUGCCCAAGAGCGUCCGGUCAUCCGCCAUAUCACCCGUCGCUGACGUCUUCGCCAAUCCCGCACCAUCGCCCGUCGCUACUCAUUCUACCUCUUCCUCCGCUAACAAACCCCUCCCGCCCAUCAACCGCGACGACGACAAGAGCGACAAGGGCGUCAACUUCGAUGACCAGUCGCUCGUCGUCGUCGAACGCUCCCCACGCGCGCGCACGCGGUCACGAUCCCCGGACAAGACGGUCAGGUACAGGUCGGACACCAUCGUCAAGCUCCAAGGCCACAACAAGCGGCGGAGCAUGAGCGUCGGAGAGAUCGAGCUCAAAAAGGCGAUGUCCGCAUCGUCGUCCACCACUCCGCUCCCAGCGAAGGACGCCAAGGCGUACGACUUGCCUCUGUGGGACUCGAGCAUGCACGGAAUCCUGUCCGACCUCGAGGGCCAGCUCUCCCAACUGGACCCCAUCUCCGCCAACCCCCUCGACCUCCACGUUCCCUCCACGCCGCCGAAACGCCCCGCCCAGGCGCGGGCCCGCGCCGCCGACGACCACCACAUUCCUUCCACCCUGCGCCCCGGCGUGCGCGCAACGUCCCAGCAGCACACAUCGCCUGCGUCCACCCCUUUGCACCAAUACUCGCUUACGCCCAUUUCCGCCGUCAUCCCCCCGCGCAUGUCGUCCCUCACCACGCCCAACCGUGGGCGGUCAGGGUCCAAUCCCCGAGGGCUGGGCCCCCGCAAUCUCUCCUCCUCGUCAAACUUGAGCUCGUCGGGCGCUCAUGCGCACACAUCCUCACGCGACUCGUCCCGCCUUUGGGUGCAGCCGCGCGGGACGGCCUUCAGUUCAGAGCCCUCCCUCAUUCCCUCCAAAGAUGUGUCCGCGCCACUCUCCGCCGUAUCCCAGCAGGACCUCACGUCUGGGACAUUGGGCCUCCGCCGCUUUCCGUCGGCCGCUACCAGCGAAGACAUGGGCGACAUCGAGGCCAAGGGCAAGGAGCGCGCUGCUCGCUGCUGGGAAGAGGACGAGGACUUUUUGGCGAAGGAGAAGAUUGCCGAAUGGUUGGGCGGCGUGUGCGUCAUGUCCCUUUGUGUCAUAGCGCGCCGUCUGUUCACUCGCAGGGGUCACGUCAAUAAAGCCGCUCUGCACCACUACAUCGACUAUUUCGAUUUCUCGGGGCUGAGACUCGAUUUGGCGUUUAGGCGAGUACGCCUGUGUGCCAAGCUAUAUCUCAAGGCGGAGACCCAACAGGUGGAUCGCAUCCUCGAGGAGUUCUCGAGACGAUACUGGGACUGCAAUCCCGGCAGUCUUUUUGGCACCGUCGGCGUCGUCCACGCGGUGUCGUACUCGCUCCUCCUUCUCAACACCGAUCUGCACGUCGCUGAGCUGUCGACGCGGAUGUCCAAAGGGCAAUUCGCCCGGAACACGCUCGCCGCCAUCCAGAUCCAGCUCCGGCCGGACCGGUCGCAGCAGGGUUCGACGUCAGAUCUGACGUAUGAUGACAGCAGCAGCGUGCGCGGGGCGUCGGAGGGCAGCGACGUCGGCACGAGCACGCUCCGCACGCGCUCGAAGCGGAGCGACAGCAUCACGAGCUGGAACAGCAUCACGCGCGAGGCGGUCAUCUCGAACCUCGGCACGUCGCUCGUCGGCUCCGCGGGCGCGCAUUAUGCGAGCGCGAACGGGAGCAGCAGCAGGGCGGGGAGCACGAACCAGCUGACGAACGACAGCACGGCGUCGGUGUCGAAUACGUCGAACGCGGAGUCCAAGACGCCCAGCACGCUCGUCUCGUCGGUCGUGUACGACCGCAACUGGGAGAACGACAUGGAGAGCUUGCUCAAGGACAUGUACACCGCCAUCAAGAACCAGCAGGUCCUGCAGCCGCUCGGCAGCUUGGCGCGGGCGUCAACGUCUUCACCUGCGAACGGGCACGUGUCGCGCAAUCGCAGUUUGCGCACGCAGCCGGACCGCCUGACGACGCUCAAGCGCGGCAGCAUUCGCGGGCUGCAAUCGAUCCUCGGCGCGCAGCAGCAAGGCGCGAGCCCGUACAGCAGCAACAGCAGCAUCGACGGCCGCGCAAGCCCGUCGCCCAGCUUCGCGACAUCCACGCAUGAGGGCAUGCAUGGGUCGACAUUGGCGUUCCUCACGCCGACGCUGGGGUUCGCCUCGAAUUUGUCGCAUACCAUCAUCCGCGAGGCGCAGGAAGACGACGAUCGGAGCCACGAUAGCCACGAUUCCGAGUCGACGACGAUCAGCAUCACGGACGAGGAGCUGGCGCUCUUGGGCCCGCCGUGGGCGAAGGAGGGCAUGCUCUGCCGCAAGCAGUACAACGAGUCCCUGGGCAAGCGGGCCAAGUCCAAGACGUGGAUGGACGUGUUCGUCGUCAUACAGAAGGGCGAGCUGAGCAUGUUCACGUUUGGCGAUCACGCUGCCGGCGGAAACGGCGUCGUGGGCGGAGGUAACUGGCUUGAAAACGCGCAGAUGGUGGGCACGGUCAACCUCGCUCACUCGCUCUCGCACGCGCUGCCUCCCCCCGGCUACAACCGCCAACGCCCGCAUUGCAUGGUGCUGACCCUGUCUCAAGGCGCGGUGUACUUCUUCCAAGCCGGCACGGAGGAGCUCGUCAACGAAUGGGUGUCGACGUGCAACUACUGGGCCGCGCGCCAGAGCAAGGAGCCGCUCACGGGGGGCGUGUCGAACAUGGAAUACGGCUGGAACCGCGUCAACGAGUCGCUUGCGCACGGCCGCUCCGUAUCGGACGACGAGUCGAUGCGCAUGGCGGACCUCGCGGACAACAUGAGUGUGCGGAGCGGGCGGAGCAGCCGCAGCAAGUUCGGGCGGAAGGACGGGUCCGCGACGGUGCGCCUGGGGAACUCACCAUGGGCGGACCGGACGUUCAUCAACGACUGGAAGCCACCAAACCCGCCGUCCGUGGCUAGCACGCACGACGAGGAGACGCAGCUCGACGCGCUGCGGAAGCACGUCACGUCGCUUACCACGGACCUGCAGCGGCACAACGAGCUGCGUGCUCCGAUGAUGGCAUUGUACCCCGCGCGAUCAGCCAACGCUGCAAAGGCGCUCAGUAACUGGGAGCACAAGUCGCAGCACGUGCUAGCCGAGAUCGUGAAGUACGAGUCGUACAUCGACUCACUGCAGUCCGCGAUGGCACUCCGCCUGAAGAAGCGGGGAGAGAAGGCGCUCGAGCGCGCCCUGCACGGAGACGACGGCGCGUACGAAGGGUCCAAAGGCAAAAAGUGGAAGGGCCAUCCGGAUGCGGAGACCAUCAUGGAAGGGGACGAGCCGCCGUCAAGCGGCGGCGGCGGCUUGCACUCGCGGUCGCGGACGCAGACGCAGCUGCGGCAUCGAAGAGAGGUCGCCGAGGCGUACGAGGACGCGGAAGACUAGGCUAAGCUAAGCUGUUCGCUGUGUGUUGUGUGUAUGUAUUGUGCAAAGGACCAUCGUCGGUUACAUGCUGUAUACUGGGACUCCCUACGUACGAUGUUGCGAUCUCGAGUGCGCGUGCUUUUUUUUUUGCUUAUUUGCAGCGGCCUGUGCGUGCAUGGGCCUAGUUCACCUUACCGUCGUUAUACCUCCCAUUCUCCAUCUGGAUGUCGCUCCUGGAUCUAUAUACCACUUAGUGAUCGACAUGGCAGCGUGCAUGUAUCAUAUUUAUUUUCUUUUUCUGGUGCUCUGAUAUCUG
Molecule: messenger RNA, 4815 nt
Organism: Heterobasidion irregulare TC 32-1
Lineage: Eukaryota; Fungi; Basidiomycota; Agaricomycetes; Russulales; Bondarzewiaceae
Exons: 14
Coding region: 282-4520 (1412 amino acids)
Biological process (GO): regulation of ARF protein signal transduction
Molecular function (GO): guanyl-nucleotide exchange factor activity
Source: RefSeq, a predicted model, not a curated record